This is a messenger RNA of Cavenderia fasciculata, 1452 nucleotides long. RefSeq names its product TRAUB family protein. The coding region runs from base 1 to 1452 and encodes 483 amino acids. Gene Ontology annotation, cellular component: nucleus; nucleolus. The transcript is spliced from 4 exons. Lineage: Eukaryota; Evosea; Eumycetozoa; Acytosteliales; Cavenderiaceae. The record is from RefSeq and is a predicted model, not a curated record.
AUGGCACCACCACCAACAAAGAGUAAUAAUAAAAAAGCAGACAAGAAGAAAAAGGUCGAUGAUGAAGAUACAAAGAAGAAAAAGUCGUCAUUGUCUGACGACAUUGUCAAAGAGGUAACAAAGAAUGGUCCAAGAUCGUUCGACCCUGAAAUGGUCGACUUUGGAGACACUACACCUGCACAUAGAAUAUACGAAACUACUCCUGAAGAUGAAGAUGAUUAUGAUAUCGUUGAUGCAAAUAAACAAGGUGUUAGAAUUAGAGGUGAUAUGCCAACAACAUUUACAACUGGUGCAUAUGUUGGUAAAAAGAGUACUAGAUCUGAAACAUUUGAAGACCAAGACAUUGAUGACGAUGACUUGAUGGAUAAUAGUGAUGGAUAUAAAGACUUUGAAUUUAUCGAUAGUGCAAUUGGAAACAUUUCAUCAAACAAUGUAGACAGAGCCGAUGACUUGUUUGCACUAUUACAACAACAACAAAAUCAAGAGAGUGACGACGAAGACGAAGAUGGUGAAGAAGGAAAAGAAGGUUCAAUGAAGUUGAUGAAUAGAAUAGACGAAGAUGAAGAGAUUGAAAAGGCCAUUCACGCAAGAAACCAAACCAAUCUCUACGACGAUCUCCUCGUCUCUAGAAUUCAUCUUCAAAGAGGUAUCAAUAGUGUAAACAAAUUCCCAAAACCAGAAAACUACAAAUUGAUGCUUCAAAUGAACGCACCUCUAAGAAUGGAAACGACCGAAACUAUAAAUACCGCUAAACAUUUAUUAUCAACUUUAUUUGAUUUACAAACUGAAUUAAUUGAUAGAAAUCCAAAAAUUGAAAAAAAUAAGAGUAAAAAGAGAUUAAGAGAUGAUACUCCAUUGAAUCAAAUAUGGGAAAUAAUAGAUGAACAAAAUCAAAGAUUAAUGAAAAACUCUUAUGAAACGAUUGAACAUUGGAAUAAUAGAGUUAAUAUUUCGGGAGAUACAACUAAAAAGAAUUUAAAGUCUAUCAAUCAACCAAUCCUUGCACAAAUUAACAAUACAUUGAAUGAUUUUGAACGUUUGCAACGUAGAACCAAAUUAAAGAGAUCUACUUAUAGAAUCAUUGGUGAAGAGGACCAACAACAACAAGAAGAAAAGAAAGAAGAACAAAAACCAACAACCGCUACAACACCCGAUAAAUUGGAUUUCUAUGACGAAGAGAUAUUUGAUGAUACCGACUUUUACCAAAUCCUUUUGAAACAAAUCGAAAGUAGUAAUGACAAUAUGGACUAUGUCAGAGAAGCCAAACAAAUCAUCAAAAAGAAGACCAAAACACGUCCCAACAACAACAAAAUCAACAAGAACAAAGCCAUUCGUUACGACGUCUAUCCAAAACUUGAAAACUUUAUGCCACCAGUCGCAUCCACUCUACCAGACUGGAACAUCGAACAACUUUAUAAUAAUUUAUUUGGUAUGGCUUCUUCUUCUGUUUAA